Penicillium cosmopolitanum is the source of this 2664-nucleotide messenger RNA. Its product is annotated as MutS family protein MSH5. Gene Ontology annotation, molecular function: mismatched DNA binding; ATP-dependent DNA damage sensor activity; ATP binding. The coding region runs from base 1 to 2664 and encodes 887 amino acids. The record is from RefSeq and is a predicted model, not a curated record. Gene Ontology annotation, cellular component: nucleus. Gene Ontology annotation, biological process: mismatch repair; chiasma assembly. Lineage: Eukaryota; Fungi; Ascomycota; Eurotiomycetes; Eurotiales; Aspergillaceae. The transcript is spliced from 16 exons.
AUGCGCUCGUCUCAGAAAAGAAAAAGAUCCCCAGAAAUCUCUCGUCGCCACCCAAUCACUCCUCGCACCUAUGGAUCCAGACCAGGAAAGGCACCUUAUGCAUCAAGCCGGGCUUUCAUCAACCUCGAGGGCUCAUUCCAGGCCCCAAGUCCUUCCACGGGUGAACAAGUACAAACUCCUUUCCCAGCAGCGUCCCAGGCCGAAUUUGAAGGCUCCCAGCUGUCCAAUGAGGACGAUCUCGGCCACAUCAUCGCUGCCAUUGAUAUAAAGGAUUACGGAACGAUGGGUUGUGCAUACUACUCAGCAGAGAAAGAGAGAAUGUACCUGUUGGCGGACAGCCGCUUGGGCGAACGAGAAACAAUUGAGGCUUUGAUACACCAGAUCAAGCCUACCGUCAUUCUAGUUUCCUCGCGUGUUGAUCUGGCAUGUCUGCUGGAACAAAGCCAAACUGCUGCUCAAGAAACAGACACCUCGUCUUACCUCCCGUAUCAGAUCGAUGCGCGUCCCUCUCAAGAAUUCAGUGUUACGAACGCCAAAGACAGAUUGGUCGCCCUCGAAGUGUCAUCGGCUCACGAGCAACGACUUCGUUUUCUUGUUCCCGAUAGCGGUAUCUCCGGUCCCGAAGAGAUGAAUCCCGAGGACAUGGGUUUUGGAGUUCACGAGGGUAGGCUGCUGCAUAUAUCCAGUUCGGUGGAUAUGGAUAAUCCUAUAACACUUGGCUGUGUCGGAGCUGUCCUUGGCUACCUACAGCGACGCAGAGCCACGGGUACAAGUAUAGACCCCAUUGGACCAACGGACGAAUGUCCAUUCCAAGUUCGGUCUCUGGAAAUGUUUAGCUUGGAGAACACGAUGUGGAUUGGAAGCAACACCUUUCAAUCUCUUCAAAUCAUUCAACACGAGUCUCAUCCGAAUCUAUUCAACCAGGGUCCAGGCACAAAAUCGUCUUCCAGCAAAGAGGGCCUGUCAAUCUAUGGUCUAUUUCAACGUUUUGCGCAUAGCCCCCAAGGGCGCUCCAAAUUGAAACAGAUCUUCAUCCGACCAAGUUUGGAUCCCAAAGUCAUAUCACAGCGCCACGAUUUCAUCGGGGUAUUUUCGCGGCCAGAUAACCAAGCUUCUUUGGACAAGAUGACGAAGGCAAUGAAGCAUAUCAAAAAUCUUCGGCCUGUGAUGACCAAUCUUCACAAGGGAAUCAGCACUGGAAGCGCAAAGAUUACUGGUUUCAAGACAACGGUGUGGGCGUUUCUGCUAGCUUUUGCAUUCUACUCGAUUGAUAUCCAGUCUUCUCUCAAAGAGGUAUCAGGUGCAGAAUGCCUACCUUUACAAGCGAAGGCACUCAAAAUAUUCGAGACGGCACAAUUAUACAAUGUGGGCCGAAUGAUCCAGGAAGUUGUCGACAUCGACAACUCAGAGGAGCAGGGCAGAACGGUCGUGAAGCAAGGUCUUGACCGAAAUCUCGACAUGAUGAAGGAUCGAUACGAUGGCCUUAGCAGCCUCUUGAAAAAUGUCGCCCUCGAGAUUGCCAUGACAAUCCCCGAGGAUCUCGACAUCGAUGUGAACGAACAGCCCGUGUAUUUCGGAACUGAUGAUUGGGAACUUGUUUUCACCACGGAGAACAGAGCCUACUUCAAGGACUUCCGAAUGAGAGAAUUAGAUGGGAAGCUGGGAGAUAUCUAUGGGCUCAUUUGUGAGAAGGAAAUUGAGAUCGUUUAUGAACUUGCGCAGAAGGUACUCCAGUAUGAGGAAAUGCUCGUUGAGGCAUCCGAUAUUUGUGGAGAGCUGGACAGUACUCUUGCACUCACACAAGCAGCUUUGGCCUACAAUCUCUGUCGACCGCGAAUCGUAUCAGAGAACGUCAUUAGCGUUAAGGGCGGCCGUCAUUUGCUGCAAGAGUUGACCGUUCCCUCUUAUGUUCCAAAUGAUACAUUGAUUAUAGGUGGCGAAGUAGCUUCCGAUUCUGACAAAGACUGCUCUCAGGCAGAUCAAGCUCCAAGCAUGCUCUUGCUCACGGGUCCGAACUACUCUGGGAAAAGCGUCUACAUGAAACAAGUUGCUUUGAUCGUUUACCUCGCUCAAAUUGGGAGUAGCUUUGUUCCUGCAGAGAGUGCCGAGCUUGGCAUCACGGACAAGAUCUUGACCAAAAUCAACACGCAAGAAAGUGUAUCGAAGAUACAAAGUACUUUCAUGAGCGAUCUCCAGCAGAUUUCCCUUUGUCUCAAGCAAGUGUCAGGACGCAGCCUGAUACUCAUAGAUGAAUUCGGAAAGGGAACCAAUGAAAGUGAUGGCAUUGGGCUAGCCUGUGGCGUGCUUGAAUACUUGCUAAAUAUGGAGGAUGCUCCAAAGGUCAUCGCCGCCACACACUUUCAUGAGAUUUUCGAGAACAGCUUUCUAGCACCACGUCCGAGACUUCAACUAGGACAUAUGGAGGUAAAGGUCUCCGAGGAGUCUCAAGAGGUGGAGGAUCAGGUUACGUAUUUGUACAACUUUCGCUCAGGUCGCAGCAGCAAGAGCUUCGGCACCAUAUGUGCUGCAAUCAACGGUAUUGAUGCGGCCAUCGUCGCCCGCGCGGAUGAGAUUGCAUCGUUUGCGGCUCGGGGCGAGAAUCUGAUCGCCGCAUGCGCCAUCUUGUCCACGGAAGAAUCAAGAUGCCUUCAACAUGCAGUAUGA